Messenger RNA from Trematosphaeria pertusa, 3664 nucleotides. RefSeq names its product Pkinase-domain-containing protein. Bases 447 to 3560 code for a protein of 1037 amino acids. The transcript has 2 exons. Gene Ontology annotation, biological process: peptidyl-serine phosphorylation; autophagy. The record is from RefSeq and is a predicted model, not a curated record. Gene Ontology annotation, molecular function: protein serine/threonine kinase activity; protein binding; ATP binding. Gene Ontology annotation, cellular component: cytoplasm. Lineage: Eukaryota; Fungi; Ascomycota; Dothideomycetes; Pleosporales; Trematosphaeriaceae.
AUCGAUUUCCAGGCCCUGGCAGGCAGCUCUGCGCCGUUGGCCGACUUUCACUCCAGGGCUCCGACGUCGGCGUGCUGGCCCAACAACAAGAUUUGAUGUUCCAGUCGCUGGCGCAAUAGGAAGGAACGGGACGCGGCCGGGACUAGCUGCCUUCUGAACGCGCAACUUUCGCGACUCGGUGCCUGAGCAUUAGACUAUAUAAACCCCACCGCCCGCCCACCUGCAGCGUCCACCACCCACGCCUUCACCUACGCCUUCACCCACGACUCGUCGGUGACCAGUCAACCAGCUGCUAGCUGCCAGCUGCCAGCGCAAGGCCUGCCUCGUUGCCAAAGGUUGGUGCUACCCCAGCCGUUCUUCUUGCCUUUCUGAUCGCGCUGGCUUGCCACCACGCGGUCUGAGGGCACCCUCGAAACUACCUACCUAACCCUGCAGCUUCCACCACCAUGGAUUCGCAAGAGGCGACCCAGCCCUCGACGCAGCAAGUGCUCGAUCCUCGCCGGCUAGGGCGCAACCACUCUGGACUGGACGACAACGACAUCGCCGAUGUGUUGGUGAUCUUGCACCCUGCCACUCCGGCUGCCAUCAAGAUAGUCGAGAUGGCCGCGCAGACGACGCAAGAGCAUGUUCUGUUCUACCACUCCUUGGACUCUUUCGAUUCAGAACCCGUCGACAUCGAGGAACAAGAGACGAUCAUCAUCAGCAAGUCCGGAGAGCGCGUGGGUCAGGCGCCGCGGGCUGCCGCAGACCUCGCCCUGCGCAUGUCGAGUGCACGUCGGUUGAAGUACAAACAUCUUGGCUUCAUCUUUGGCCGUAAUCAACUCCUCUCAGACAUCGUCUUUGGCCAAGACUCCGGCAAGCGCAUCAGCAAUCAGCACUUCCGCAUUUACACCAACUUGGAGAACAUCCUCAUGAUCGAGGAUAUGUCCACCAACGGUACAUUGGUUGACGAUGUCUGGCUGAAAGGUCGCGACAAGCGCUUCAAUAAGGAACGCAUGCUCACGCCUAAUUCGAUGAUAACCAUCCCACACCCGAACGAGGCCGAGGUCGUCAGGUUUCUCGUUCGCAUUCCGCCGCACAACUCGCACUUGUUACGUUACAACCAGAAUUUGGAGGUUUUCGUAUCAGACUGUAAGACGGGUGCAGAGAGAGAUACAGCUUUGCAGCGCCUACAAAAACGAGCUCUUGGCCCUUCGAUGAAGUGGGAUGGCGGCGAGCGGUAUAACAUCAUCGGUCAAAUCGGAAAGGGCGCCUUCGCGACUGUCUACCAGCUCGCAACCAAGAUGGAUGGGAGGCUUCUGGCAGCCAAAGAGCUCGAGAAGCGGCGUUUUAUGAAGAACGGUCAUCUCGAUAAGAAAAUCGACAACGAGAUGAAGAUCAUGGAGUCACUGCGGCACCCGCACAUUGUCGAAUUCAUCGAGUACCACGAUCAGGGCGACCACCUAUACAUCAUCAUGGAGUACGUCCGCCAUGGGGAUCUGCAGAAGUUUCUGAUCGACGAGGGUCCCAUGCGUGAAGACAUGGCUCGACGGAUGGCGCAGCAAAUCUUGAGCGCUUUGAACUACCUACAUCACUCCAAGAUCACCCACCGAGACAUCAAGCCGGACAACAUCCUCAUUGCUGAGCUGGAUCCCCUGCAGGUCAAGCUCUCGGACUUUGGUCUCUCGAAAGUCGUAACGCACGCGGAAACUUUCCUCAAGACGUUCUGCGGCACUCUACUCUAUUGUGCACCCGAAGUCUUCCCCGACUUUCAAGGGCAGGGAAAGAAGCGUCGACGCGAGACAACACUAUAUAAUUCGUACAGCUCAUCCGUGGAUAUUUGGUCAUUCGGCGGUGUGCUGUGGACCGCCCUCUGCGGAGAGCCGCCCUUCAAAGGAAUAGCCGACGCCACAGGUGAGGCGAUGUACAACAACAUCAUGUCUACGCCUCUCGAUCCGGCUGCACUCAGGAAACGCAAUGUCUCGGAAGACUGCAUUGAUCUGCUUUGCCGGAUGCUUCAAACAGAUCCCGCUGCUCGCCCAACGGAGCUGGAAUGCUUGAAACACCCAUGGCUGAGGGAUGGCGCUACCCUCCCCGCCGAUCCGACUCUUCAGUCAAUCGUUGAAGAAGAUGAGCCCGAAGGAGCCGAGCAAAAGCUUUCGCAGUUGAGUCUCGGCGAAGAGAUCCCGGAAUCCGACGAAGAAGCCGAUAUCCUGUCCGAUCAUGAAUUCGAAAUGCUCAUAGACAGCAGACAGUCGAAGCGCGUCCGCACCGACCCGCUAUUUCCUCGAAAUCAGCUGCGGGACUAUGAUGAGGGGGAUGAUUCUAGCAGGGAUCCUUCUUUCCACUCCGAGCACGACAUGGAGCGGGAUGAUGGCGGCGAAGAGAGCUUCCAAGUUGUGCCAAAGCCUUCUCGGCCACGGCUCUUUGGCGAGAUCGGCCAGUCCGCGCUGCACAGCUCCGGCCUGCUGAACGCGGUCGCGAACGAGGCGCUCUGUGACGAGGGUUCUGCCGGUGAUUGGUCUCAGGAACCCGUUCGAAAUGCCAGUGGAGCAGUUAGUAGGGCUCAGCGCGAGCGGCAGGAGGCGUUCGCCGCUGUGCCCCAGCUUGAUGGGGGCAUCUCUUCUUCAAGCCUGCUUGGGGCAGAGUGGAUGGUACGGGACCUGAACAUGGCGUCACCUGGGUCCGGUCCGCACAGUCCAAACGAGCCGGCUACCCCAAAGACGCCUGAUGUUCCUCAGCACAACUCGCUGGAGACUUCGGACAAGGACGCGAGCCAGAUCAGCGAGCCUACUCCGAAGGCUAGGCCGGGCAUGAAUCGCCAGAUCUCUCUACCAAAAACUGCGUCGUUCUUUUAUGAUCCUUACGACCCAAGCACGCACACGCUUGAGUAUGCUUCAAAAGUCAGUGGCUUCGAUUUUGUGGGUGCGCAGCAAGCGGCUACGGUGGGCGCGUCCGCCAUUGAGGAUACCAUUAGGCAGUCUGGUGCUGAUGGGACUGAUACUCCUCCCGAUGAAGUGGGUGAGGCCGAACUGACCGCGGCGGUUCCCUUUGUUCCUGCUGAGCUGGACAUCAAGCCACCCCCGCGGCGACUUGGCAAGCUUUCUGCCACUGCGGACUCCUUUGCUCCCAGUCUCGUUCUGAACAUCGAUCAGAGUAGGACUUCAUGGGGUAGGCUUCCAACGAAUACGAUUGUGUACGAGGACAGGAGUGACACCCGGGUCCCUAAGACGGCGUUCGUUAUCUUUUUCUGGUCCUCGCAGCCCGGUCUAGGAGAGAACGUUCAGGAGCUCUCGCAGCAAGGAAAGGACUGGACCGGCCUCGACCAUAUUCAUGUCGGCAUCUUCACAUGCGCGACCUCCGGCAUCACAAUCAAUGGCAAGCAUAUCCGGAGGAAGGAUGACAAGGGUCGCGCGGUCUAUGGCCACCUCCACAACGGGGAUAUCAUCCAGGUCUACCACGAUUCCCGAAGCGGCGAGUGCCUCAAGUUCAAGUGCGAGUUCUACCUCGGAUAUGGCAAGGAGCCUCGUUCGGCGGGUGAGAGCUUCCUCGUCCUCUACGGCGCCAAGCUUCCAGAGUAAGACCAUCCCUGAUAUGCUUUUCACAUCAGCGCGUCCUCGUCCAAAAUUUGACAUCUCCCUACGGUACGUGGAACAUUUCCCUGUUUUUAGCGGGCGCUGGCGGA